This is a messenger RNA of Prosopis cineraria, 1401 nucleotides long. Its product is annotated as cinnamoyl-CoA reductase CAD2-like. The transcript has 6 exons. Gene Ontology annotation, molecular function: oxidoreductase activity, acting on the CH-OH group of donors, NAD or NADP as acceptor. The record is from RefSeq and is a predicted model, not a curated record. NCBI's taxonomy places the organism in Eukaryota, Viridiplantae, Streptophyta, Magnoliopsida, Fabales, Fabaceae. Bases 59 to 1036 code for a protein of 325 amino acids.
CCUGGCACGCUGCAAAAGAAGCAGAGCAGAGAGAGGAAGGAGGAAAGGUGGAGAGAGAAUGAGCAGCAACGCAGGAAAGCUCGUGUGUGUAACUGGAGCUUCUGGCUAUAUUGCUUCAUGGUUAGUCAAGUUCCUUCUUCAUCGUGGUUACACUGUCAAGGCCACUGUUCGCAACCCUAAUGAUCCAAAAAAGGUUGACCACUUGCUCAAACUUGAUGGUGCAAAGGAGAGAUUGCACUUGAUUAAAGCAAAUCUCUUGGAUGAAGGUUCCUUUGACCCUGUAAUUGAGGGGUGUGAGGGUGUCUUUCAUACUGCAUCUCCCUUUUAUUAUGAUGUCAAAGACCCACAGGCUGAACUCCUUGAUCCGGCAGUGAAGGGAACUCUCAAUGUUCUGAAGUCAUGUGCUAAAUUUCCAUCUGUGAAAAGAGUUGUUUUAACUUCUUCCAUUGCUGCAGUUGCAUUUAACGGAAAGCCUAGAACUCCUGAAGUGGUUGUUGAUGAGACAUGGUUUUCAGAUCCAGAUUUUUGUAAGGCAUCUAAGCUGUGGUAUGUAGUUUCAAAGACCUUGGCUGAAGAUGCUGCCUGGAAAUUUGUAAAGGAGAACAACAUUGACAUGGUUGCCAUCAAUCCAGCAAUGGUAAUAGGACCUCUCUUGCAACCAACGCUUAAUACAAGUGCUGCUGCAAUUUUGAAUAUAAUAAACGGUGCUGAGACAUUUCCAAAUAGUUCUUUUGGAUGGAUCAAUGUGAAAGAUGUUGCAAAUGCCCAUAUUCAAGCAUUUGAAAUUCCUUCUGCUAGUGGAAGGUAUUGUUUGGUUGAGAGAGUGGCACACUACUCAGAGCUUGUGAAGAUUUUACGUGAGCUGUAUCCAACAUUGCAACUUCCUCAAAAGUGUGAGGAUGAUAAGCCAUUUGUGCCGAUAUAUCAGGUUUCCAAAGAAAAGGCAAAAACACUGGGAAUUGAAUUUAUUCCACUGGAAGUGAGCCUCAAGGAGACUGUGGAAAGCUUGAAAGAGAAGGAAUUUGUCAACUUUUAACUUUGUAAUCCCUCUUUGAAGAGGAAUUGUUGGUUAGCUCGAGCAUGCUUUAAGUUGGUAUAUCUUUGGAAUGAAUAACUCUAUCUCCUUUUGUUAUAAACUAAAUGGUUCUUCAGAAGGCAUUGAGAGGGAAUGCAAUGCUCCUAUUAGAUAGGUCCUGUUGUGAAAGAACUUUUAAUCUGUUUAUGUGAUGGUUAUGUAGCUGAUCUCAUUUGGAGAGACAAGGCUGGUGGUUAUCGUUGCUGUAUGUAAUGGUUGUAAGCUUAUAAUAUAUUGAAUGUUAAUGUGAACUCAAAGCAAAUUGAGGCAGGAAAUAAUUAUCUUAGAAGUGCAUAACUAUAAAAUACCCCAUUGACUUUCUAUCA